UCAAGAACUGAAUGCCAGACCUGAAUUCGAAAUUCGAAUGCUGAAACGCUCGCGCCAAGACUCCCCACAGCGGCAUGUGGAGUCGCCUGGCCCAAGCUCCUUUUGCAAGAUCCUUGUCCCGUCCGUUUGAGAGCCGCUGAAUGGAGCCAUUUCAACCUCACUUCAUUCGUUUGCUGCGAAACAACAGGGAAGUCAUAAAAACAUCGAAUACAUCGCGAUUGCACACACAAAACCCACAAUCCAAAGCUAAACCAUCAUCCAAAAUGUUCCGAUUUCACAAACCCAUCGACAUCAUCACGCUCUUCCACAAGGCGACCUCGCCCGCCUCGGUACGAGUCGCGGCCGCCCUGCGCCAGGCAUCGGCCGCCGCCUCGGAGACCUCGACCGAGGACCAGGCCAGCGACCACACGGCGCAGAGCAACGCCGUGCGCCGGCCCGAGUUCAAGCUCGACAUCACCGAGGCCCCGCCCACCGCCGACCAGCUGCGCACCAUCCUGGACUAUGUCGGCAAGGCGCGUGUCGGCACGAUCGUGAAGGGCGCGGAGGACCAGGAGGAGGCGCUGCGCAGGUUUGGGGAGAAUGUCGAGAGCUUGCAGAGGCCGGUGGCGGUGGAUUGGAAUAAUGGCAAGGUGGCGGCGGGAGAAAAUGAGUCGGAGAUUCUGAAGAUGCUGAACGACUUGCCCAAAUGAGGUAGCUAUGCAUCGGAGACUUGCAUGACUGUCUCAAUCCGCUUUGUGGGUGUUUUGUUUUUGUUGGUCUAGUUUGCUUUGGGACCUUGGUGCGCGGGGAAAAUGCCCAUUACUCCCUUUGCUUUGGCUGCGUCUCUACUCAUUGUACCACUAGUGGCACCUACUGCGCUGAUUCUAAAAGAUUCCACCACAUUUUGGAGGGGCGUGCUUUCUGAUUUGGUGAAGACGAGGACAGUGGUGGUGAGUGACGGCAAGUGACUGAGCUGCUUCCCGCGACGCGCUCUGCUAGAGAAACAGGUGGUGGCGGCGGCUGAACAUUCGAGGUGUCCAAUUCUAUCCGUAAUGGUAACCGCCAUGUUCCUCGCCUACUCGAAGGAUGACUUAUCUUGGAACAGAUCGUCGGCGGUAGGGAAAUCG
Chaetomium fimeti is the source of this 1106-nucleotide messenger RNA. Its product is annotated as thioredoxin-like protein. Gene Ontology annotation, cellular component: mitochondrion. The record is from RefSeq and is a predicted model, not a curated record. Bases 141 to 689 code for a protein of 182 amino acids. Lineage: Eukaryota; Fungi; Ascomycota; Sordariomycetes; Sordariales; Chaetomiaceae. The transcript has 4 exons. Gene Ontology annotation, molecular function: oxidoreductase activity.